Parasteatoda tepidariorum (common house spider) is the source of this 687-nucleotide messenger RNA. Lineage: Eukaryota; Metazoa; Arthropoda; Arachnida; Araneae; Theridiidae. The record is from RefSeq and is a predicted model, not a curated record.
UUCAAUUGAAGCGCAAUGUUUUAUUUAUGUUUACGCCUUUAAUUAAAUUAAGACAACAUAUGUGAUUCUAACUAUUGUGUUUUUAAUCCUCCUGUUUUAAUUAAAUUUCUGUUACAAUUUUCAAACUGAGAAACAUUGAGUCCUAUGAUGUUGGUUUCAACAUCAUAAAUAUCGAGCGCAGUAAAUAAGAAAUACCAAUUUUAUUUACAACGAGAUUUGCGUUUCAAAAAAUAGAAUGCGGAUUUUAAAUAUUCUUUUUCAAGUUUCAUAUUUAGUAAAAAAGAUUAUUUAUGGAGGAAUCUGCUUGUUUAAUCACACACGAGCAAAACAAUGUAUCAGCUUCAGAUGGCGAAAAUGUCCAGAGCUUUCCUUGGAAAAGUGGCGAAAUGCCCUGUGUCAAAAACAAAGUUCCUAUUCUGGCAUUGACAGGACUUCUAACUGCCAGUUUUGGAAUUGUCAUGUUUUUUAUAUUCCCUCUUAUUAUGCAAGCUGAAAUUAAAAAGAAAUUAGUUCUAAAAGAAGGCACUGAAGGAUACAAAAAUUGGAACGAUAUUCCUGUACCCAUAUAUCUUUCUAUAUAUUUUUUUAACGUAACUAAUACUGAUGAAAUAUACAAUUACAAAAAGAAACCCGUUUUGCAAGAAUUGGGUCCAUAUACUUUUAGGUAAGUGCACUCAAUAAUCAUGA